ACUGAUGACAAUGAUGUUUUUUAUUAAACAUUGAUUUUUGAAUUGUUUUAAGGUUUUCAAUCAUAAAUUAUUAGACUGUUUCUAUAAUUCGAAAAGUUGGGCGUACACAAAAAUUCAAAAUGGCGAACAUAAGUUCGCUUCUUACCAUUGCGCUUCUAUAUUUUAUAGAGCAAGGGCUAGGAGCAAAAUUGUCUGAAGAAGAAUGUCGCAGUCUAGGCUUCACACCCAAUCUAGUAUGCACAUCAUGUAAUCUCCUUGACGAACACAAUCUAGCAGCAUUAAAAGAUGAUUGUAGACGAUGUUGUCAAGAUGAUGCAGGCGCGGAAGAAGCAUUAAAGGUUUAUCCCUAUGCAGAGCUGCGUGUUUGCGGAUGAAAAUUGGGGAGGUAUCCUCAGGUGCAGGCCUUCGUCAAGAGCGACAGGCCGCAACAGUUUCCGGGUCUCGAGGUGAAAUACGUUCGAGGCGCGGACCCUGAGAUAUACCUCCUGGAUGAGGACAAAAAUGUAAAGGAGACGCUUGGAAUUGAGAAGUGGAACACCGACUCUGUAGAACAGUUUUUCCAUGAGAGGUUGAAAAAGUAGAGAAGUGUGUGGAUGCGUUUGUGUGGGACAUUUUGCAUUGAGAAGUUGUAUGGAUGUGAGAAUAAGUGCAGACUUGUUUGUGAGAGUCAUGUAUUGUUAUGCAUAUUUGUGAGUUAUUUAUACUGCUACAAUAAUACAAAAAAUGUAGUUUGGAAUUUGGGAACAUGUGUCUUCUCCUAGUUUUAAUUCAUGAUUUUCUAACAUAGUAAUAGUCAAUUUAUUAAAGCUUGUAUAGAAUCUAAAGGAAAUUAAUACAAUGUCAGAAUAUGAAUUUUAUUCAUAAAGUGUAAUAAGCUCAUGCAUGAACAUGUGUGUUUCUUUUGUCUACAUUUUAACUCUUAUUACAUGCAUGUAGUCAUCAUUUUCUGGCAAAUCUUUAAUCUAUUUCCUGACAUUGUUGCAGAAUAAACAGUUAAUAAAAGAUGUUCAAAAAGUACAGCUUGUGAAUAGCAAUUGUGUGAGGUUUUCUUUGAUGUAAGCAUACAUCUUUAAAUAAAUAUAUAAUUUGUUUUUAGUCAUCCUUUUCAUUCAAAGUUACAAAUAUCAUAAUGCAAUGCAUACAAUGCAAUUACUUGAAUAAGUUAAUUUCGUGGUAUGGUAAAGUUAAAUGUUAAUGUUGCUUAAGUUAAGUUUGGAAAAACUACCAUGUGGUUCUGGUAACAAAUUGAGGAAAUGUAGUUUGACACAUUGUUCAUUGCUGUGUUUUAACUGAUGAAAUCCAGAUAUUUACAUUUUUUGUUCACAUAGUCUUUAAUACUCUUUAUUUUUAUGUUUGAAUUAUUUAAGCAUAAAAACACGUUUCGUAUCAUGCUGAAAGUGAGUUUGUAUUGAUGUGCUUAUGACCUCAAUUAUUGCUUAUUAUGAUGUAAUUGUUAGGCAAUUGUGAUGGGAAAAGAAUUAUCUUUGUUUUUAACUAUUAAAAUAAACUCUUUCAAUAAUUUCCAACUUUAUUCUUCAACCACUAAGCAUUGAUGUCAGCAUUAUCCAAUUAUGUUCUUAAUGACAGUUUUACUUUAAACCUAUUGGCUUGUAAAAUUGGAGGGAGUGAAUAUGAUUGGAUGAUUCAAAUGAGCAUUAGUUUGGUUAUUGAAGAAUAUUGAUGUAGAUACUGAAAUAGUUUAUUUUUAGUCAGAAAAUUGUAAUUGAUGCCAUUACGAGAAUAAAAAAAUACAAACAGCA
Molecule: messenger RNA, 1760 nt
Organism: Dreissena polymorpha
Lineage: Eukaryota; Metazoa; Mollusca; Bivalvia; Myida; Dreissenidae
Product: selenoprotein F-like
Exons: 4
Cellular component (GO): endoplasmic reticulum lumen
Molecular function (GO): oxidoreductase activity
Source: RefSeq, a predicted model, not a curated record